This is a messenger RNA of Bathycoccus prasinos, 831 nucleotides long. RefSeq lists its product with no specific name. The record is from RefSeq and is a predicted model, not a curated record. The transcript has a single exon. NCBI's taxonomy places the organism in Eukaryota, Viridiplantae, Chlorophyta, Mamiellophyceae, Mamiellales, Bathycoccaceae. The coding region runs from base 1 to 831 and encodes 276 amino acids.
AUGACGACGUAUUUCUCCGAAAUCGGCAAAUCCAUCUCCAACGUCCUCACGAAAGAUUUGAAAUUGAGCGAUAAAAUUACCAUCAACAGCACCGCGAAUGGGACGAAAUCGGAAACUCUCAUCAGCACCAACACUUCCUCGUUGAGCAAUAAAACGACCAUCUCGCGAGAUGUCGUCGAUGGCAUCAAAGCGGACAUCGUUUUAGACGCGAACGUGAAAACAGUUUUGGCGACGUUGACGGCGACGGAUGUUCUUUUGAACGGGAUGAAGGUUGAAUUGAAAACCGGGGACGUCUCCAAAAUUGGUGCGUUGAAAGCGAACGUUCUGGAAAAAGCGUGCGCGCAAUACGCAACCGGAGGCGUUGGCGUCAAGUGCGAAAUGGCGUUACCGUCGCCAAACGCGAUAUCUGUGAACGUGUGUUCGGAUAUUCUGGGCAACGGGACGGUCGUUGGUGUGGAUGGCACGGUGACAACCUCAGGGCAAGUGCAGUCGUACGGCGUCGCCUUGCAAAAAUGCCAAGGCGAUACCACCUACGCCUUAGCCGCCGAUAACGGUCUCGACCGGUUAAAGUUUGGAAUGAGCUCAAAGUUAAAUUCAGACGUGAACGGUGCGAUUGAGUGCGUCGUCGGGAGAAGUUCGGGGAGUUUGGCGUACGCGGUUGGUUUGCAAAACUCCAACUCCGGGGCGCGCGCGGUGUACAACAGCCAAGGCACGGUGGAUUUGGCGAAGGAGCUUUCGAUUUGCGACGGCGCGAAAGCGAACGUGGUGGUGCAAGCGCACUUGGCGAGCAAGACGUACAAGACUGGCGUGGCUUUUGACAUCAAAGCGUAA